AUGGCCACUGGAAAUGUGCGCACAGGGCCCUUGAAUUGUGGCAGCUGCACACCAGGGGGCAAUGCCCUGGCUCUGGCUGGAGCCUUUGGUGCUCAUGGCCGAGCCUCUGCCCCAGCAAGUGCCACGCUGCUGGCCUGUGAGCUCGCCUGGUAUUUAGAGACUCCCAUGAUGCCUGAGGAAGUGGCCAUGCUUCUUCUCCUCUCCGUGCUGGUCCUGCUCACACAGCCUCCAAGGUCAUGGGGAGAAGAAGUGACAACCCUUCCUCAGAAACCUUUGAUUGAUGACUGCACCCUGGUCACAUGUAGCCCUGUGGAGAAUGGCCUGCCUGGUCGUGAUGGACAAGAUGGGAGAGAGGGCCCCCGAGGCGAGAAUGGGGAUCCAGGUUCACCAGGAGCUACAGGGAGAAUGGAGAUGCUGGAUGUACCCAAAGGAGACAACGGUCCUGCUGGAGAACCUGGACCGAAGGGAGACUCGGGGCCACGUGGACCUCUGAGACCUCCAGGUGAGCCCAGGCUGUCUGGUAGAGAGGGUCUCUCAAGAAUACAGAGGGAUGUAGGACCCCAAGGUAAACCAACCCCCAAAAGAGAGCCUAGAACCAAAGGAGAAGUGGGUGCCCCAGAUGUGCAGGGCUCUGCAGGGACAAGAGGCCCCCCAGGUCCCAAAGGAGAGAAAGGUGCCCCUGGUGAGCAUGGAGCCCCUGGGAUUGCAGGUCCAGCAGGCCCUGCAGGACCCAUGGGUAUACCGGGAAUUCCAGGUGCCAGGGGCCUCUCAGGACCGAAGGGGGACAGAGGUGAUCCUGGGUCCAGAGGAGAAAAGGGAGAGAGUGGGCUAACAGACAUCACUGCUCUGAGGCAGCAGGUGGAAGCCUUGCAGGAGCAGGUAGGACGCCUGCUGGGAGCCUUCCUUCAGUAUAAGAAAAUGGAGCUUUUCCUCCAUGGCCAAAGUGUUGGCCAGAAGGUCUUCAAGACAGCAAGGUUUGUAAAGCCUUUCCAGGAGGCACAGCAAGUGUGUGCACAGGCUGGGGGGCAGCUGCCCUCCCCACGCUCUGCAGCUGAGAACGAGGCCUUGAAACAGCUGGUCGAGUUUGAGAACAAGGGUGCUGCAUUCCUGAGCAUGACUGACUCCCAGACGGAGGGCAAGUUCAUCUAUCCAGGAGGGGAGUCCCUGGUCUAUUCAAACUGGGCCUCUGGUGAGCCCAACAGCUAUGGCGGCAAUGAGGACUGUGUGGAGAUGUACACCAAUGGCAAGUGGAAUGACAGGCCCUGUGAGGUGAAGCGCCUUGUGAUCUGCGAGUUCUGUGCCCUUGGGGUGGGUGAGGCAGCCUUGGUCCAGGAGCUUGGUCCAGACCUGUGUGCUGCCAACAUGACAACGAAGAGCUGA
Molecule: messenger RNA, 1380 nt
Organism: Myotis lucifugus (little brown bat)
Lineage: Eukaryota; Metazoa; Chordata; Mammalia; Chiroptera; Vespertilionidae
Product: pulmonary surfactant-associated protein D-like
Source: RefSeq, a predicted model, not a curated record